Messenger RNA from Physella acuta, 540 nucleotides. Its product is annotated as ficolin-1-like. NCBI's taxonomy places the organism in Eukaryota, Metazoa, Mollusca, Gastropoda, Physidae. The record is from RefSeq and is a predicted model, not a curated record.
AUGUGUGACACAGUGACAGAUGGAGGGGGCUGGACAAUUUUCCAACGUCGCGUCUCCGGUGUCGUGGACUUUUACCGCAACUGGGAGGAAUACAAACACGGGUUCGGAGACUUCGACGCUGGAGAAUUUUACCUGGGCAACGAGCAUUUAUAUUGUCUAACUUCUAAUGGAUCUUACCAGUUAAGAAUUGAUAUGACCUACAAUGGAAUCAAGUAUUUCGCAGCGUACUCAAAUUUCACAAUACAAUCAGAAAGCAACUUGUAUAAAUUGCUAGUGAGCGGUUUUAGCGGCAAUGCUCUUGAUGGUCUAAACACCUACCACAACAACCAAUCAUUCAGCACAUACGACGUAGAUAACGACCAGAACAGCGGGUUUAGCUGCGCUCAGCGGUAUUAUGGAGCUUGGUGGUACAACACUUGCUUCCAAUCCAAUCUAAACGGCUUGUACGGCAAGACAGAAAUGGCUAAAGGACUGCUAUGGUCUAGUCUUACGCGAAAUGCUGCAUUAGAAAACACAGAGAUGAAGUUUAAAAGCGUGUAA